UAACCUAGGAUUUCCACGACAAAAUACGAUCCCGGCAAAUUGAAAUUCAAAUGCUAAACUCGGGGAUCGUUCAUGAAACAGACUGAAAAUGUUCAUAUUCGAAAAGAUAGACACGGUUCCUUUCUGGAAAAAGAUCUACCAGACGGCUAGCGGGUACAGCCCCUCCGUUACCAGCGAUAUAGUCGAGGAAAUACUGAAGGUGUCCAGUACGGAACUGAAAGGGGCCUAUUCCAUCUACAAGAGCUACACGGAGGAAGGUUUUCAAAAAUGGGAGAAGGGUAUAACGGAAGAAGACACAGAUUUGAUCGUGUUCAUCAAACGACUGUGCAAAAGUCUGAAUUUGGAACCUAUGGUGGCUCUCCCGAUCUUUUUCAACUAUUUAAUGUUCGAGUACUAUGGAAAGAUCGACGACAUCAAGAAUCUUAUACUGUACGAGCACAGCGUUCUCAGUUUACUCGAGAAUAUAUGGCAUUUUUACACCUCCGAAAGAAUGUACUACGUUAAAACCUUAAAACACAUAUUCGAAAGCGCCUUGAACCGAAAGAGCCCUUUCAAAGACGAAUACGUCAAGUUUAUCGGCACCCUGAACAUAACAGAAUUCAGAAAAACACUCAUAACCCAACUGAAAUCGUUGAUAAACGAAAUUACAGAAGAAAGCUUGGAAAACAGUUUCGAUAAAAGCAUUUACGUCAAUAGGAAUAACAGAGAGCAACUUGAAUUCAUAUUAUUGAUCAUAAUGACUAUGGAAUACAAGGAAAUAUCAGUUGCUGAAUUCUCAGAUUUAUGUAACUGUUUUUUCUUACACAAUUUCACAAGACAACCAGUAUAUUUCGACACAACCCUGUACGGAGAUCCAGCAGAUUUUAACGAUGUGAAAACUGCUGAAAUUGGAAGUUUCAUCAUCAGUAUACACCAACUCUCAGAUAAAAUCAACGGAUUGUCCAAAGACAUCGAGAUGUCCCUUAAAAACAUACAGAACCAAGGCAACCAUAAGAUAGUACUUUUAUCCUGGGUUUUCGGUAAAUUGAAAGCAUUGAAGGAAGAAGACAUGGAAUCGGCGAACAUCUACGAAAAUCUCCUGAGAAUAUUGAUAGAAGGCCAGACUUUCAUGUCCAUCUACGAGUUUUUAUCGACGAAACUCAUGAGAUCAGAAGUGAGAUCCGCCAAACUGAUCCAAGCAGCCUUUUUCAAGCUGUUGGACGAACUGUUGGUGGCGAUGGAGAACAAAGAAAAUCUGGUGAAAAACGAAGGUCUUAUUUAUUCCCUGUGUAGGUUGAUGGAAGACCCAGACAUAGCCGCGGAAUGUACCACAGUCAAAGGUGGAUUAGACAUCGUAGUCAUGGCCCAGUUCAUCGAUUUUCCAUCCAGUUACAGACCCCUAACCAGGCUGUGCAAGGUGAUGGUGAAGCAUAGGGAUUUACAGGAGGUCGUGCUGGCCAAAUUGAACCGUUUACAUUUGGAACAUAGAGAAUCGUACAACGAUCACAAACCGCUGAACUAUUUCCAGUUUUUGUAUUCCAUGGUUAAGGAAAUAGGUGUGAAAGGUGGAGGAUUGAGUGAUGAGUUUUUAAAAGAUAUACUGAUGGGAUACGAACUGAUCCACGAAAUCGUGAAACAUUACAAAGGUGACGUUAAUGAGUGCGGUUUUCUGGACUGUCUGUCGGUGUUGGACAAACUGGUGGACGUUUACAGUUCCCAACAAGCCUACACCGGGUUCAUGAAGAUUUACUUCAAGAUACAGACGGCCAUGGUGCUGCAUCAAGGUUGCAAGGUGCAGGUACGGUUUCAAGGCUUCCGAACCACCAAACAGUUCCUACCCAAACUGCUGACCCAAGAACGUAUACCGGAGGCCUUGAUGCAACGUCACAUCAUCGAUUCGUCGCUGUUACCCAUCUUACGUAAGGAAGAGUACGAGGAAGAUCAUUCCACCAUCGAAACUUACCUCCGGCUCAUACUGCAUUGCGUUAGGGAGAACCUGGACUUGGAGACAGUUCAGAUUCCUGGUGUCGUCUACAUGACCACCUUCAUCUUUCCCUUCCACAAGAACUGGCAGUACGGUGACCCUCAGGAACAUGUGGAGAUCUCGGUGUUGUGUCUGAGGAUAAUAUUGGAGGUUUUGAACAGGAGGAAGGUGCAGGAUGAGGACGUUUUGAAGCGGUUCGUGUUUUACUCCUUGCUCAAGUGUCCGCCGAUGAUGACGGUGUUUUUACAGUAUUUAGUGCAGGAGAAGUUCCAUUUACAAAGGGUCAUGAUGAACGAGGUGGAUUGGAUCAACGGUAAAACGCUGGAUAACAUCACCUUGUCCAAACUCCACCUGAGCAUCUUCCUACGGUUGUUGAGCGAGUGUAACUUGAAGCCCAGCGAUCCGGUUUUGAGACCAAACAUCCAGACUGUCACCAAAUGCGCUGCCUCUUUCAUAACCAACGCUUUCAGUUCCUCCCUGGCCAAUUUGGCCUGUCGUCUGUUGGAAAAGUUAAGCAGGGAUCCCGACAUCCCUAUCCUGGCAGUACUCGAGAUGGAUUACACCCAAAUCCAGUGUCUGUUCCUGGAGAAGCUUAGGGACCCAUUAGAAGACGAUAUUUUCAAGAUAACAGCGUUGGAUUUCGUCAAUACCUCGUUGUUGACUCAGAACGGUUUAACCGCCGCGUUUUUCAACGCAACAGACAGUUUGGACGAGAAGAAGAGUGUGACCGGAGACUCAGUUUGCGAUUUUAUGAUCGAUUAUUUGCAAAACAUCCAGAAGAGUCCGGAUUACUUAACGAAUCCCGUCCAGAAGAGUAUACUUAGGGUGUUUUCCACAUUGUGGUCAACCGGGAGGGAGAACCUGGUCAAGGACAUUUACAGCUUGAAGAGCUUUUGGCCUCUGUUAACGGACCCCUUGUUCCAUCCUAGAAUCAAGGACCCGGAAGUCUACACCCACAUAAUGACGAUAGCCACCAUACACAUAAUGGAAUUUCAGAAGAACGUCGAUAAGAACCUCAAGCAGGUGUUGACGGAUUUCUUCAAGAACGAAACGUUGAUAAAGGAAUGGAUCGGUUACAUCAAGUCUGUACUAAACACUUAUAUAGACGACGAUCAAUACAAGGAAGCCUCGAAAUUCAUUUUAGCCUGGAAGAAACUGGUGAUCUCCAUCAAGACUUACAUACCCGAAGUCAUCACAUCGGACUCUGUCAAAUGCAACCUGAUCCACUCCUGUUUGAAGGGGAUAAUCUGGAAUUUUUCUAUAAUGUUGAACAACGACAUCUUAACAGAUUUCUCGGACUUAUUCCUGAUCCUCAUAUUCACCUGGCCGGACAGCUACAAGUCGGAGAUAGAGACCGUAGAUCUAUUGACGACAGUCCUACACACUUACGUCUCAAAUUGCAAAUUCCCAUCGUGUCACAACCGUGAAGUCUUCCUGACCAUCGCCCAUAAGACCAUCAAGGAUUGCUGCGAACUGUUGCAGAGCAACCCUAGCCUACUGAACAACCUCUUGAAAUCCAUCGGGUUGAUGUUGGAUUCCGAAUACAACAACUUAUGUUCCAACCACGAAGAUUUAACAUCUAAGAUCAGAUCGAUCAUGUGUUGGGUGUUGGUGGCUCGCGUUGGGGACUCGGUUUUGUGUCUGAAAACCGUCAAACCCUUCUCGACGUUCUUCAAGUACCACCAGUACCUCACCAAGAUGCUGGAUUCCAUCCGUCUGUUACUCAACGACGUCCACACGUUACCCAUGGUCAAGAUGCUGCUGAAGACCCUGAUCCACUACGCGGAAUCGGACAUAGCCAUGGAUUUCCUGACGGAAAACUACACCGUCAUCUACGACAUCAUCGAAAACGGAAAAUCCAUAUUUCCCAACUCCAGCAAGGAAGAGCUACCGGUGAACCUCAAAGAGUUGUGGAUCCUGUACGCGAUGGUCAUAAAACUGAACCACAUCCUGCUGAACAAGUUCGGGGAGAAGGUGACGGAGUCGAACUUCACCUUUUUGAGCGUUUACGACCGGGUGAUCUCGCAGAUGAUAUGCCUGCCCGAGUAUACGGUGGAUAACAGGGCCCUGGACCUAUCCUGCGAGACUCUGCUCUUCGUCGAUAAAAUGCUGGACUGGGCCGAGGUUUGGUCCAUCAAGAGCAUGGGUUCGUUCACUCUGAUCGUCACGUCGAUCAAGAGGGUCCUGAACUGUUGCAUCUCCUCAGUUUUACGACCGGAAAACAUCCAUUUCUACAAGAUAAACAAGCUGGGGAAAUUAAACUUCGUUUACGAAUCCGCCAAUCAUUUAAUAGCCAAGGUGGUGAACAGGCUGUUGGAACUGUCCUGUCUGGCCUUCCGUUGCCUCAUCAAGUGCAACCCUUCCAUGGACCAAUUAUUCUCGGUGGAAAAACCAAAAUGCGCCACCUAUUUAUUGGUGGAAUACGAUUUUACCAUACCCAAAUUCGACGUUCCUAUCGGUGAAGAUCUGACCUACGGAAGACUGCUGUGCAUGAUCUAUUUCCUGUGCAAGACCCUAAACAAGGAGUUCUCCAAGACCCCCACAGCAGACUCCCCCAGCGUCCGAUCCAAGGAGAUCUUCAACACCGAGAUAACGAAGGAGAAGAGCCUGGGGGAGAUCUUCGGUAAGUUCACACUGUUCGAUGAGGAUUACAUAGGUUUCAUCGAGUAUCCGAGGAGUUCCAAUCACAUCCUUCAACCGGUCAAACUUAGCGCUUUCUUGCACUACGGUGAACAGGUGAAUUCUGAACCGUGGAUCAAAGACAUCUCCAAGGAAAAGGUACAGACGACUCUAGAGUAUUUGAUGUCUUUCCUAGCCGUUCAGGUGUUCUAUCACAUCUACACCUUGCAAAAACCUCAACUGCACUAUUUCAAAAGAGAAUUGUACUCGGAACUACAAUUUUUCAAUGAGUACGCGAAAAAAUUGGCCACCGAAGAAUACAACAAACAAUCGUCCAAACGAAGGUCGGAACCUCAAAACACGGAUGUCAUCAAUAGAUUACUGAUAGAAUUAUUGGAUAAUAAUAAACUUAAAGAUGUGGAAAAAGCGAGCGAUAAAUUUUUCCUACUGGGUAUUUCCAAGUGGUUCAUGAACAUUUGUCAGUUAUCUUAAAAAACCUGUAUAAUAAGCUUUUAUUGUUAAUGUAAAAUUGAAUAUUUUUCUAAAAACGACUGUUUUAAAAUAAAAUAACGUCAAAAACAA
Messenger RNA from Coccinella septempunctata (seven-spotted ladybird), 5164 nucleotides. RefSeq lists its product as uncharacterized. Gene Ontology annotation, molecular function: structural constituent of nuclear pore. The coding region runs from base 89 to 5074 and encodes 1661 amino acids. Gene Ontology annotation, cellular component: nuclear pore inner ring. Gene Ontology annotation, biological process: RNA export from nucleus; protein import into nucleus. The record is from RefSeq and is a predicted model, not a curated record. The transcript has a single exon. NCBI's taxonomy places the organism in Eukaryota, Metazoa, Arthropoda, Insecta, Coleoptera, Coccinellidae.